UGCUAGCAACAUCAUGAAAAUGUCACUAACAUGAUGCUAGAGUUUUUGGCAUGUUGCUAGCACGAUGGUUAGCUGAUUAGCAUAUUGUUAGCAUUAUGUUAUAACUUGCCACAGCAAGCACCACUCACAUUUUCUUUGGGAAAUGUAUCUCUCUAGUUAUAGGUAAUAUCGGUUGUUAUUUGUAUCAACCUGCAUACAUUGUUUUGAGUUUACAGACAUAUUUAAAUGAGCUGGAAUCUUAUAUACUGUCACUUUGUUGUUGCUCUUGUUUGCACAUUUGCUCGUGCACUUUAUGUUGUCUAUAAAAAUUUUAUACUUAGCUAGUUAGUUUUUGUUAAUUUAUGUUGUAAUUUAUGUUAGGUCUCUCUGUCCUGUCUCUGCUAGCCAGCUAACUAGGCCUCUUGGUUAGCUAGUUUAGUGUCUCUGUUAAUUUAUGUUGUAAAUUUAUGUUGCAUGUAGCACCUUGGUCCUGGAGGAACGUUGUUUUGUUUCACUGUGUACUAACUGUAUAGGGUUGUAAUGACAAUAAAGCCUACUUGAACUUGAUAUACCACCAGAAUAUAAACCACUGUGACACCUUAACAAGAAAACAGACAAACAAACUAAAAUCUAAGUACAUUGCAAAACAAGACAUGGACAAUGUUUAGGCGCAAGACAAUCAGGGGCAAAUCUGAAAAAAAUAACAUGUCAUGAGUGACAUGUCACACAAAACCAAAGUCAGAAGGAUUGCUGGACAGUCAUGAAAAAAUUGCACUCAUUAGGCCCGUUCUUGGAGCUUUGAGUGGAAGGCCACCCCAUUGGACUCUACCUGAAGCUGUUCAAGAUAGGCUGCCCUGUCAGCCUCUACGUGACAUUCUUAUAAUCAUCCUAAUAGAUCUGGAUAUUAUAUCCAGUUUUGGACUUUUCCUUAAUUUAACAUGUUUCCCCGUGUGAUGGCCAUGUAUUGGGCCACACAAAACUUUUACAGACUAUUUGCCACUGAUCAAUGAAAAUAAACACAUUGUUGUAUUGGUUUGGCCUGUUAACUUUAUUUGUCAUUUUUUACAGUGCACAGGCUUGGUUUUCUGGCUUAAGGCGGUAAUUUUAAAACUUGUUAAAUAUUGUGGAUUAAAAAGAUAGCUAAAACUGAGCAAACAAUUUCUGGUUAAAUGUAAAAUAUAAAUGUAAAAUAGAGUUUAGACAAUGAAAUGUAUCUGCUAUGUUAAGUGUGUUCAAGCCAGACUGGCAACAAAGGGGUUCAAACAGGAAGUUGAAUUAUUAUAUUAGACCUUUAAAGCCAGUUGAAAUGUACAUAGUGCUUAUCAAGAGAAAACAUUGUUAACUGUGAUGUCAUGUUCCAUGUAAUUUUUCUCUAGCACAAGUUUAUUUACAUUAACCAAGGUUAUCCAUGGCUCUAAUUCUAGUUAAAUGUUAGGUUUAAUUCCAGGAGUUUUGUGGUUUAUGUCUAUCUUAUUUUUUUACUUCCCUUUUUCUGCUAAAAUGGUACUGACCACAGCCUUUAUAUUCAGCAUAUGUCUUGUCUGGAAUGCAAUUUAUUUAUUUAUAUUUGUUAUUCCUUGGUGAUACUGCUGGUGCUGGUGAAGCAUGUGGUAGAGUUUGUGCUCUGUGAAUCUGAGAGGCUGUGUUAUAUGAAUUUUUCCUCUUCAAUUGUGUCCAUAUAGAGAAAACAGUAUUUUGUUAAAUAUUUAGAUUUUUUUUUUACAUUUUGUCAUCCCAGUAGAUGUCUGAAGUCACCCCUUUUUCAUUUUGUAAUAAAGUACCAUUAAAGACUGUCAAAGUUUCACUCUGACGUUUGAUGGUUAUUGACCCAUUUUUCUUGUUGGUGUGCUUUUGCUAGUUAAACAGGGCAGAUCUAUCCCACCCCCUAGGGUAAUUCUCUAGCUGGAGAUAUGUGUGGAAGGGUGCACCAUCAGGUUGCCACUGUUGGGCUUUCGAGCACGACCCUUAAUACCCAAUGACCAAGAUGUAUGAUUAGAUAAAAUUAUUUGAACAGAAGAACGAGACAUGGUAUCACGGUUUUUAUCGUGGUCAGGCUUAGGAAAAUCAAGACCAAGCCCCCCACCUAAAGAACUUGACAAAGAAUGGAGGGUAGUAAACUGGGGUGGGAAAGAUGAAAUUGAAGCGGGUUUGAGAGAAAUUCAAGUAAAUCAUCCAGAUAUCACCCAUCUCAGAAUCCUUGUUUAUGGAGCAGUUGGAGCUGGAAAAUCCAGCUUUAUCAACUCAGCCGACAGCGCGUUUGAGCACCGUGUAAAAACCAAAGCUGGAGCAGCAUCAAAAUCAACCAAGAGUCACACAACAAAAUACAAGAGCUACAAAAUCACUAGCACCUUACCAUUUAUCUUUAAUGAUGUUAUGGGGCUACAAGAUGAGGGGAAAAAUGGAAUUCACUCUGAUGACAUCAUUAAUGCGAUGCUGGGCCAUGUGAGAGAAAACUACGAGUUUAAUCCUGUGAGUCCUAUAAAAGAGGAUAAUCCGAAGUACAAUAGCAGCCCCACUCUGAACGAUAAAGCUCAUUGUGUUGUCAGUGUUCUGUCAGCACAAACUCUUCCUGUCAUUUAUGAGGCAGCAUUCGAAAAAAUUAAACAUGUUUGGAAAAUGGCCAGUGACCUCGAUAUCCCUCAUGUGCUUCUUUUGACGCAUAUUGAUGAGUGUUGUCCACUCGUUAAGGAAAACUUGAGAAAUGUCUACAUCAGCAGGAAAAUUAGAGAAAAGAUGGUGGAAUGCAGUCAUAAAACUGGAAUCCCCAUGACCUGCAUCUUUCCUGUAAAGAACUACCAUGAAGAGACAGACACCGAUAAUGACAUUGACAUUUUGGUUCUUUUGGCUCUGAGGCAAAUCUUCAACUUUGCUAAUGAUUAUGUGAAAGACCUCUAACUCUUACUCUUUCUCGACUUUAAAGCUGGCUUGCUUCGUAACUAAAUAUGAAUUUUCAUUUAACUCAUUACCAGCUAAUAAGUGAAUGUUUAUCCUAGAUACUGUAGGAUGUUUCUGCUUCCAGUUUGGGUCCAAAUGUUUGAAUUAAAUGGGUGAAGUAGUUUUAAGUAAUUUAUUUAUUUAUUCAUGUAGAAAUCAGAAAAAAAAUCCAAAUUAGAGUUAAAAUUUCAAAACCGCUAAUACUGUAGGUCAGGAAAGCUACUGUCAUGAUCACUGCAUGAGGAGGCGGACGCAAACGCAGGGUGAACGCACAAGUCUUUAAUUAGGUGUAAACAAUGUUAAAGCAAACAAACACGAAACAAA
Molecule: messenger RNA, 3237 nt
Organism: Clarias gariepinus (North African catfish)
Lineage: Eukaryota; Metazoa; Chordata; Actinopteri; Siluriformes; Clariidae
Product: interferon-induced protein 44-like
Exons: 8
Coding region: 2005-2874 (289 amino acids)
Source: RefSeq, a predicted model, not a curated record